CAACAGACAACAGCACCCAAAAGUCUCAAAGGAUAACCAGCGGCUGAAUCAUGACAGGUGAAACUACAACUAUGCCAAGUUAUAACUAUGACUAUUCUGAGAUCAGCAGCAUACGUCCCUGUGAUUCUGAGGCUGCCAAUAACUUCACCAGUGUAUUUCUACCACUCUUCUACAGUUUGGUGUUCAUCCUGGGGUUUAUAGGUAAUGGCCUGGUGGUGUGUGUCCUGCUGAAGGACUCUCACAAGUCCAACCUGACAGACCUGUGCCUGUUGAACCUGGCUGUGUCCGACCUGCUGUUCCUGCUCAUUCUGCCUCUGUACGCUCACUACAGUGCAGUGUCCCACUGGGUGUUUGGAGACUUCAUGUGUCACAUCAGCGGAGGACUGCAGAAUGUUGGUUUCUACAGCAGCUCCUUCUUUGUGGUGGUCAUGACUCUGGAUCGAUAUGUACUCAUUCAACAUGCUCAGAAGGCCUCCAAAUGCCGCUCCAUGAAAACUGGGAUGGUUCUGUCCACAUGUGUGUGGGCUCUGAGCGUCUGUGUAUCACUGCCAGCCUUUAUCUUCACACAAGUCACACCACAAGAUGCUUGUGAACACAGCCCAGAAGACUUAACUUGGAUUAAAUAUGACAUCUUUGCAACAAAUAUCCUGGGACUUGCACUUCCUUUCACUGUGAUGGUGGUGUGUUACUCCAGGAUCAUCCCUACUCUGAUGAAAAUAAGGAGUACACAGAAACACCGCAGUGUAAAGAUCAUCAUCUGCGUCAUGGUGGUAUUCUUUCUUUUCUGGACUCCAUACAACAUCACUUUACUUCUGAAUUUCUUGCGACUUAAGGGUGCACUUACAGACAGUUGUGAACUGGACACAAACCUUAGAUUAUCCAUUUUAGUGACAGGGGCUCUGGCCUUCAGCCACUGCUGUCUGAACCCCAUCAUCUACGCCUUUGCAGGGCAGAAGUUCAUGAAGCGCUCCCUGAUAAUGUUGAGGAGGCUGCUGCCAUGGGCCCACUUCAGCAGAGACAGGUCUGACAGUUCAUUCAGAAUGAGUUCAGUAGGGUCCCGGGCUUCAGUCACUACCACUGUCAUGUGAGACGCAAAGAAAUAUUUUUUUAUGUGUGUGUUGCAUGGUGGGUACUUCCUGUCCUCAGUUAUGUGGUAUUGCAUGUUUUGUGAGAACUCACUUUGCUUUGCUUUUACAUUUAAAUGUACAUAUUUUUCCAUGGCAUAAAGUAUCUUACUUUUUCAUUUUAGUAGUGUAUUGUAUUAAAAUAAAGCCAAUAUGUAGUUUCUGGGUUUGGAUAAAUUUUUGAUGUAUUUUUUGCAAAGUUAAUGGGAAAAAUGAAUGAGAAAUUUCCUUCCAGAACCGGGAGGUGAGCAAUCACUGUUGA
Molecule: messenger RNA, 1386 nt
Organism: Boleophthalmus pectinirostris (great blue-spotted mudskipper)
Lineage: Eukaryota; Metazoa; Chordata; Actinopteri; Gobiiformes; Gobiidae
Product: C-C chemokine receptor type 2-like
Exons: 3
Coding region: 51-1088 (345 amino acids)
Biological process (GO): chemotaxis; immune response; G protein-coupled receptor signaling pathway
Cellular component (GO): membrane
Molecular function (GO): chemokine receptor activity
Source: RefSeq, a predicted model, not a curated record